AUGGCUACCGGUAGGUUCAAAGCGUGUGGUUGGUAUCUGCUUGCAUUGAUUUUCUCUCCGAUGUAUGAGUAAUCCCUCACUGGAUUUGUAAAUCAAAAUACUGGAUUUUUAAACUGAAGUAUAAUUCAUCUACGUAAAUUAUAUAUUGUCUCGUGGUCACAAGAGGAAGAACAAAUCCGCACAUUGUCCUUCCAUCACUUACGAAAGGCUAAAGAACCAUCUCAUAAGUUCGUAACGCACAAUAUUAAGUUUAGUAACUCGGAUGUUGUAGUGUUGUUUUUAAGUGAACCCACCGUUACGAGUCGAGUGUCAGAAGGCUCGGGCUCCUAAACUUUCCACAGAAUUCACUGCCAAAAACGUUUUUUAAACCAAAAAGCAACACCAAAGUUGUUCUUUAUAAAGUAUUUGUAGCCCGUAGAAUCAUCACUAAGUGAAGUGUACCAUGGUCGACCGGGAGAGAACGAUGAAGGCGGGACCGAAGCCUGGGCCAGAGAUCGAGGAUUAGUUCGGUGUCAGUGUUAGUUGCGCAGAAACUGUAGAGAUGGCGACUGCCAAUAAUGACUAUGUUCCUGUUAGCCAGUUUUUCCAGAAUCGUUCAGUGUUCGUAACAGGUGGCACUGGCUUCAUGGGAAAAGUGCUUGUGGAGAAGUUACUUAGAUCAUGUCCGGGAAUCAAGAACAUUUACUUGCUGAUGAGACCCAAGCGUGGUCAAGACAUUGACACUAGACUCAACGAACUCAUCAAUGCUCCUCUAUUUGAUCGGUUAAGAAGAGAACGACCUACAGAACUGAACAAGAUAGUUCCCAUACUGGGUGAUAUCACAGAACCGGAGCUGGGCAUUAGCCAAGCGGAUCAGGAGAUGUUAGCUCGUUCUGUUUCUGUCGUCUUCCAUUCAGCAGCUACAGUUAAGUUUGAUGAGGCACUCAAGCUGUCAGUUACCAUCAAUAUGGUUGGCACCAAGCGACUAGUCGAGCUCUGUCAUAAAAUGAUGAGUUUAGAGGUGUUGAUCCACGUGUCAACUGCAUAUUGUAACUGUGAUAGGGAGGAGGUUAGUGAAAUCAUCUAUCCCCCUCCCUAUGACCCUGAACACAUCAUCAACUGCGUCAGUUGGAUGGAUGACUCGCUGGUCGAUGUCCUCACACCCAAGUUAAUAGGAAGUCGGCCCAACACCUACACUUUCACCAAGGCCCUGGCCGAACAUAUGCUUUUGAAGGAGUCAGGAAACUUGCCUGUAGCCAUCGUACGUCCUUCCAUAGUGCUUUCAUCAUUAGGGGAACCAGUCGCUGGGUGGGUAGACAACUGGAAUGGUCCGACAGGUAUCAUCGCAGCUGCAGGCAAGGGGUUCUUCCGCACGAUGCUGUGUCAUGAGGACAAAGUAGCUGACUUGGUGCCUGUCGAUGUAGUCAUCAAUCUGAUGAUCUGUGCUGCCUGGCGGACGGCUACUGCAAAACCAAACGGUAUCACUGUGUACAACUGCUGCACUGGACAACAGAACGCAAUCACGUGGAAGGAUUUUGUGCAACACAGCUUCACCGCCAUGCGGAAGUAUCCGUUGGGAGACCUCCUCUGGUACCCUGACGGCUCUUGUCACUCCAACUGGGUUACCAACACUCUUUUCUCCUUCACUCUCCAUGUUCUGCCAGCCCAUAUCAUGGACAUCUUCAGUAGACUUGCUGGCAAGCCUCCCAUGAUGACAAAAGUCCAGGGUAAGCUAGACAAAGCUGCCAAGUGUCUGGAGUACUUCUCCACUCGGCAAUGGAGAUUUCUGGAUGACAACGUACGAAUGUUGAACCAGUGUUUAAGCCAGGAAGACAGAGCCGAGUUUGCUUUUGAUGUCUCUAAAAUCCAGUGGUCCAAGUACAUCGAGGAUUAUGUGCUGGGCAUCCGUCACUUCAUCUUCAAGGAUCACCCUAACUCCUUGCCUGCUGCCCGUAAACAACUGAACAAGAUGCUGUGGCUACAUCGUAUGACCAGACUGAUGCUGGUGUUGCUCGUAUGGCGAGCUAUCAUGUUGCGAUCUCAGAUCGCUCGCAAGCUGUGGUUCCAAAUGAUAGAAAUUAUGCUGCGUGUUGUGCGAAUGAUUCCGUAUGUUUGAAUUUGGGUAUCACGCUUAUUGUUGCCCGCUCGAGUCAUUUGUUGAAGAGAGAGAUUUCAACAAACGUACUUAAUUUUUACACAUCAUUGUUAACUUUGAUUAUUAGUCAAAAUAACAUGUAUGCUUCCACUCACCUUUUGUUUUCGCUUUUACUCAGUUGAAUUCGAUUGUUGGGCUAUUUGUAAUGCUUUUCCCUGAUAGUGAUUUUCCAGAUAUAAUUUGCCUUCUGGAAAGUUUUAGGAACAAUAAGCUUGUUAAAAUUUCAAUUUGUUAAUUGAAUUUGUUACUUGUUAUCUUCCACUGAUCAGCAGUGAGCUUUGAAUGUGUUGUGGUCAUAAUUAGACUCCACAACAAAUCCUUAAAUGAAAGUAGUUAUAAACAUAUUCGUACAUGUAAGAUGUGAAUGUGACAGUGUGCUCUAAAAACUGCUGUGUGUAGCCAAUAAAAAAGCAGUGAAAUUAUUUAGUAAUGAUGCUACAGUUUUUCAUAUUUUGGAAGAAUCUGUUUGUAUCUUCACGGUAAUCCAACCUGAGGCAGAAAUAACCGUGUUUGGCCGUCUGUUUGAAAACCGUUGUUUUAACACCCGUAUUGGUUUAGAACAAGACUCUGUGGAAAAUACAGUUUUGUAUUUAAUUAUUUGUAAGACCAUAAAAUGUUGCUGAGCUUCUGCCUUCGUCAGAGCUCAACGAUACUGCUCAAGCUUUAGUAGUUGAUGAAAAUGUUUCCAGGCUAAGUAGUUUUUGAGAGUUACUUAGUGUUAUAUUUUAUAAAUUAUGAAUUCCGCAUUAGUUUGAAAGCAAUUGUAAAGUAGGUUAAUGUGUAUGUUUAAAUGUCUCCAUAAAAAUAACAGAUGUAGAGCUCUAUUUGUUUUAAUGGAAUUGAAUGGAUGUAUUGAAUUUAUUAGGACAACUAGGAUAUACCUCACAUGUAUAAGCUACUUAGCCAAAUUGUCACCUCAGCUUCCUUAAUGUCCUUUUUGUACCUUUCCGAGUGUGUCUGGUAUUUUUUGCGAUUUUAGGGUUAAAAUACUUUGAAGAACAAGUAUCAAAUUCAAUUGCCGAAGUAUGAUUGUUUAACAAUUAGCAUAAUCAAAAGCAAAUUUGUUGAAUCAGAUACUUUGAAAUAUUAUAUUAUACGUGUACUUACUUUCUAUUAUAUGAUUAUUUUUUUAUGUAAUUAUUUUUUUAAAUGUCGAUUGGUUCUUAAAAACAAUGGUUUAUCUUAAAUGAAUAGUAGAAAGCCGUUGAGCUGUAAUGUAACGAUGUAACAGGCUCUGCCCUAUCUACUGUAACGUAAAUGUUUGUAUCUCGCUGUUCAUCACUUUCAACUUUGGUGCUAAUUAAGAUAACACAUCUUCCACCGAUUGUUACUCUACUCUUCUGUCGGGAAUGAAUGGCAAUUUGAAUGAAAAUAAAUUUAGUCAUUUAUUAUUAUUUAUUGUUGAAUUAUUGUUUUCUUUAUUUAAAUUUUAGUCGCUUUAAUUUUGCAUAUAUCUUGUACUAGCCUUACUUAUAUUGUUAGAACAUUUUCAAUAUAAUUUAAAUUCAAUAUUAUGUGAGCAUAAAGAAUAUUAGUUAUAAUACGUGCACUGUUAACACUAGGCAGUGGCUGUUGAACAGUCACACUCCAGUGUAUAGUAAUUAUUUAUGAUGUUUGUUGUCCUUUGUUUGUUGAUUGCUGUCAUUAGAUGUUUUUUAUCUUGGCAGUAUUAUUCUCUUUGUUUUUCUUAUCCCAUGAAAAGAUCAUUUGUGAUGAAUUUACUUAAAGGUUAUUCAAUGGAUAACGUACGGUUUUUCGAAGACGAAUUUGUUUCUCCCUGCCAAGUAAUGUAUUCAAAUAGAAAAUCUCCCCUUAAUAAUAGUAUUUUUACAUUAAUUGUUUUCAAUUUUAACCUAUUUUAAGCUUACUGAACUACAAACAAAAUAUCGCUAGCAAGUUGUAAAACCAGCGAUAUGUAAUUUUACCACCUACGAACAGUUUGAGUUGUUAAAACCUUGUUGUACCCGUCUUUAUUGUCACACUAGAGUGAGACAGAUAUUGUAAACUGUAAUAAAAUAUCUCUGUGGAAUUGUUUUCAAUUGUUAUUGAAGAGUUCAAGCUAUUUAGUUACAAUUUAUUAGUGUAAACGGUUUUAUUUUAUAAAUUAAUUCAGGAGAACUUGUUGAUCUGUUAAAAUAUUUAUUAGGGGCUGUCCAUCAAUUGCUUGAGCUCUCUGGUAGGUGUGAGGGAAGGCUUAUCUGUGAAAAUCUCAUAAUGGCUGAGAUUAUUUUGAGGUUAAUGCCUGUUAAAUGUUGCGUAAAAACAUUUAUUGCAUCGCCUACAGAAUGAGCAUCAACAUUGCCAUACAGUUUUUGUCUAGGAUUAAUCAUUAAUAAAAAAAUUAACGUGUGUCAAAACGCUAUCGAAACUAUAAUAAAGACUAUUGACCAAAGAACAAUAAACAAGAAUAAUCAGUAUGAGUUAAAAAAAUAAACCAAGUUAUACACCCCAAAAAUCCGGUAUAUCUUUGGAACCUUUACUUUUACAAGACAAAAGAAUGUUCUCAAAGUAACAAUUAGAAGUAGAUUAAUAAAAAAUUAAAACUACAAAUAUACAAAAUUUUGAAACAUUCAUAAGAAAAUUUGGCAUCGUAAUAAUAUUCAGAUUUAGGUUGUGGGGGAGGAUUUUUAGAUUUCUAUAGAUUGCUAUAGUUAAUGAAAAGGUGAGCUUGUGCAAUUUAUGGGUAGCUCCUGUACUGUAGCUAAAAUUAAAUUGAUUUUCUUGAACUAGUUCAUAACCCUUUUUAAACUAAAAAUAUGUUUUCCGUAAUUUUCGUUAGAAAGUUUUCACUUUUUACGCUGUGAGUUUAAAGUGAAACAUACAAUGAUGUGAAUAGAAGCCUAUUUUUCUCUUAUUCUUCAAAAGUGCUAUUUGUUGUAUAUUUUUUUAACAUCACAAUCACAGAGUGCAUAUGAAUCCAUGUCUAUUAUUAAUAUUUCUUCCGUGUGUGAACAAUUAGACUUUUGGUAUUUAAAUAUAUGCAUGAAUCUGUAACCAACAUGCUGCCCGACUGUAAACAAAUUCUUAUUGGGCUGUCUCGGUUCAUCGAAGGAAUUUAUCGUUUUAAGGUUGAUAAAAUAAGUUAGGUUCAGUGAGUUAAGGUAGAUUAGGUUUGUUUUCCGUUUUGCCCCAUCGAAUGUAGAAAGAAUAAACAUUACGAUGUGUAUCGUGCCGAAGAUGGUCCAAUAAAAACUAAAAAGGUCCCAGUAGUAUACAAACAAUGAGUCUUAGUGUUGUUUUGAAAUCUCUCUCAUUGUAACGUGCCCCACUCCCAGUGCGCUCAUCGCACUCUAGCUUUGCACUCACUAUCAGCAUUCACUAACCACUACGACCAGGAGAGAAGCGCGACGGUUUACCGAUAUAUCUUCCAGAAAUUAUAUAGUUAUUUAUUUAGGAUGUAAAGUAUAUAGCUUUGUUAUAUUUAUUUCCUAGUUUGAAUGUAUUUACUUGAUGUAUAUUUUGCUAUAUUUUUGCAAGAUGUUUAUUUGUCAGAGUACAGCGACAACACUGGUAUUUGAGCUGUAUUCGUCUGCUGAGUACGAUCAUUAUUUGAGCUUUGUCAGUCUUCCCAUUCCAGCCCGAUCGUUCAGGUGAUGAUGCUGUGUGGCGGCUCGCUAGCGUAAACUAGUGUUUCACUUUUACAUGUACUAGAUACAAGCAGAAUUUGCUUCGGAAGUUGUGCAUAAUGCAACAGUCAAUGAAAUAGACAAGCGAACCUUCUUCGUGUUAUUCAUAGUAAAUUAUUCAUGUCAACUUGAGUCAUUGUGUAGAGCAAUGUACGAUUUGCUAAUAACGGAUU
Messenger RNA from Homalodisca vitripennis (glassy-winged sharpshooter), 5933 nucleotides. Its product is annotated as putative fatty acyl-CoA reductase CG5065. The record is from RefSeq and is a predicted model, not a curated record. Lineage: Eukaryota; Metazoa; Arthropoda; Insecta; Hemiptera; Cicadellidae. Gene Ontology annotation, biological process: long-chain fatty-acyl-CoA metabolic process. The transcript has 9 exons. Gene Ontology annotation, molecular function: alcohol-forming very long-chain fatty acyl-CoA reductase (NADP+) activity. Gene Ontology annotation, cellular component: peroxisome. Bases 542 to 2095 code for a protein of 517 amino acids.